Molecule: messenger RNA, 3076 nt
Organism: Saimiri boliviensis boliviensis (Bolivian squirrel monkey)
Lineage: Eukaryota; Metazoa; Chordata; Mammalia; Primates; Cebidae
Product: vigilin-like
Molecular function (GO): mRNA binding
Source: RefSeq, a predicted model, not a curated record
CUGGUUGGCGAGAUCAUGCAGGAGACAGGGCCGCGCGCAAUCAAUAUUCCCCCACCCAGUGUCAACCGGACAGAGAUCGUCUUUACCCGAGAGAAGGAACAACUGGCUCAGGCUGUGGCUCCCAUCAGGAAGAUUUAUAAGGAGAAGAAAAAGAAGACUACAACCAUCACAAUGGAAGUGAAGAAAUCCCAGCCCAAGUAUGUCAUGGGGCCCAAGCACAAUUCUUUGAAGGAGAUCCUUGAGAGAGCCAGCGUUUCAGUUGAGAUCCCAUCCUCAGACAGCAUCUCAGAGACUGUAAUACUUCGAGGCGAGCCUGAAAAGUUAGGUCAGGCUUUGACUGAAGUCUAUGCCAAGGCCAAUAGCUUCACUGUCUCCUCUGUCGCCACCCCUUCCUGGCUUCACAGUUUCAUCAUUGGCAAGAAAGGACAGAACCCGGCCAAAAUCAUUCAGCAGAUGCCACAGGUUCACAUCGAGUUCACAGAGGGCAAAGGCAAGACCACCCUGGAGGCCCCUACCAAGGAUGUCAGUGUGGCCCAGGAACAGAUAGAAAGCAUGGUCAAAGAUUUGAUUAACCAGAUGGACUACGUAGAGAUCAAUAUCGACCACAAGUUCCACAGGCACCUCCUUGGGAAGAGUGGUGCCAACAUAAACAGAAUCAAGGACCAGUACAAGGUGUCCGUGCGCAUCCCUCCCGACCGUGAGAAGAACAACUUGAUCCGCAUUGAGGGGGACCCGCAGGGUGUGCAGCAGGUCAAGCGAGAGCUGCUGGAGCUUGCGUCUCGCAUGGAAAAUGAGCGUACCAAGGAUCUAAUCAUUGAGCAGAGAUUUCUUCGCACAAUCAUUGGGCAGAAGGGUGAACGGAUCCGUGAAAUUUGUGACAAAUUCCCAGAGGUUAUCAUCAAUUUCCCAGACCCAGCACCAAAAAGUGACAUCGUCCAGCUCAGAGGACCCAAGAAUGAGGUGGAAAAAUGUACAAAAUACAUGCAGAAGAUGGUGACAGAUCUGGUGGAAAACAGCUACUCAAUUUCUGGUCCCAUCUUCAAACAGUGCCACAAGAACAUCAUUGGGAAAGGAGGUGCAAACUUUAAUCGUGAGGAAAGCAACACCAACAUUGAUCUUCCAGCAGAGAAUAGCAAUUCAGAGACCAUUAUCAUCACAGGCAAGCGAGCCCACUGCAAAGCUGCCCGGAGCAGGAUUCUGUCUAUUCAGAAAGACCUGGCCAACAUGGCUGAGGUCUCCAUCCCCGCCAAGCCGCACAACUCCCUCGUUGGCACCAAGGGCCGUCUGAUCUGCUCCAUCAUGGAGGAGUGUGGCGGAGUCCACGUUCACUUUCCCGUGGAAGGUUCAGGAAGCGACACUCUUGCUAUCAGGGGCCCUUCCUCGGACGUGGAGAAGGCCAAGAAGCAGCUCCUACAUCUGGCGGAAGAGAAGCAAACCAAAAGUUUCACCGUUGACAUCCGCGCCAAACCAGAAUACCACAAAUUCGUCAUCGGCAAGGGGGGUGGCAAAAUUCACAAGGUGCGUGACAGCACUGGAGCACGUGUCGUCUUCCCUGCGGCCAGGGACAAGGACCAGGACCUGAUCACUAUCAUCGGAAAGGAGGAUGCUGUCCAGGAGGCAAAGAAGGAGGUGGAGGCCUUCAUCCAAAACCUGGAUAAUGUGGUGGAAGACUACAUGCUGGUGGACCCCAGGCACCACCGCCACUUCGUCAUCCAAAGAGGCCAGGUCUUGCAGGAGACUGCUGAAGAGUAUGGUGGCGUGAUGGUCAGCCUCCCACGCUCUGGCACACACAGUGACAAAGUCACCCUCAAAGGCACCAAGGACUGUGUGGAGGCAGCCAAGAAGUGCAUUCAGGAGAUCACUGAGAACCUGGAAGCUCAGGUGACAUUAGAAUGUGCUAUACCCCAGAAAUUCCAUCCAUCUGUCAUGGGCCCCAAAGGUUCCAGAAUCCAGCAGAUUACUCGGGAUUUCAAUGUUCAAAUUAAAUUCCCAGGUAGAGAGGAGAACCCAGUUCACAGUGUAGGGCCAGCUGUCCAGGAGAACGGGGACAAAGCUGGGGAGGGGAGAGAGGCCAAAGACGCUGACCCUGGCUCUCCAAGGAGGUGUGACAUCAUCAUCGUCUCCGGCCGGAAAGAAACGUGUGAGGCUGCCAAGGAAGCCCUGCAGGCACUGGUUCCUGUCACCAUCGAAGUAGAGGUGCCCUUUGACCUUCACCGUUACAUCAUUGGGCAGAAAGGAAGCAGGAGCCGCAAGAUGAUGGAUGAGUUUGAGGUAAACACACAUGUGCCAGCCCCUGAGCUGCAGUCCGACAUCAUUGCCAUCACAGGCCUCGCUGCAAAUUUGGACCGGGCCAAGGCUGGACUUCUGGAGCAUGUGAAGGAACUGCAGGCUGAGCAGGAGGACCGGGCUUUAAGGAGUUUUAAGCUGAGUGUCACUGUAGACCCCAAAUACCAUCCCAAGAUUAUUGGGAGAAAGGGGGCAGUGAUUACCCAAAUCCAGCUGGAGCAUGACAUGAACAUCCACUUCCCUGAUAAGGACGAUGGGAGCCAGCCUCAGGACCAAAUUACCAUCACAGGGUACGAAAAGAACCCAGAAGCUGCCAGGGACGCUAUAUGGAGAAUUGUGGGUGAACUCGAGCAGAUGGUUUCUGAGGAGGUCCCGCUGGACCACCGUGUUCACGCCCGCAUCAUCGGGGCCCAAGACAAAGUCAUUCGCAAAAUUAUGGACGAAUUCAAGGUGGACAUUCGCUUCCCACAGAGCGGGGCCCCAGACCCCAACUGCGUCACUGUGACAGGGCUCCGAAACGUGGAGGAAGCCACUGACCACAUUCUCAACCUGGAGGAGGAAUACCUGGCCGAUGCGGUGGACAGCGAGGCGCUGCAGGUGUACAUGAAACGCCUGGCACACGAGGAGGCCAAGGCGCCAUCCAGAGGCUUUGUGGUGCGGGACGCACCCUGGGCUGCCAGCAGCAGUGAAAAGGCUCCUAACAUGAGCAGCUCUGAGGAAUUUCCCAGCUUUAGGGCACAGGUGGCUCCCAAGACCCUCCCUUGGGGCCCCAAACAGUAACGUUCAAAAA